AUGUUCAAGCUGCUGUGCUGUCUAGCUCUGCUGGCCAUAGCCGUCGCUGAUGACUAUUAUGUCCCAUCCUACAGUGGAUUAAAGGGAAACAACUUAGGAGUUAGUACAGUCAUCUAUGGGGGCAUAGGCAAAGGAAAUGUCAUCCUUGGAAACCAAGGAUAUGGAGGAAUCAGCACUUGGGGCAAAGGGUAUGGGGGAUCAUGGAACACCGGGCUCAUUUUAGGAGGAAAAGGAUUAAUGGGCGGUAAUUAUGGUUACCCUGGAUAUGGAGGAGUCUUGGUAGGAGGAAAAGGAUUAUUGGGCGGUAACUAUGGUAACAUCGGAUAUGGAGGAGUCUUGUUAGGAGGAAAAGGAUUAUUGGGUGGUAACUAUGGUAACAUCGGAUAUGGAGGACCCUUGGUAGGAGGAAAAGGAAUAGGAGGAAUUCUCCUUGGAGGCAAAGGAUUAGUAGGCAGUGGGACUACUCGGCGGAAACUACGGUGCUAA
This is a messenger RNA of Saccostrea cuccullata (small rock oyster), 486 nucleotides long. Its product is annotated as acanthoscurrin-1-like. Bases 1 to 486 code for a protein of 161 amino acids. The record is from RefSeq and is a predicted model, not a curated record. The transcript is spliced from 2 exons. Lineage: Eukaryota; Metazoa; Mollusca; Bivalvia; Ostreida; Ostreidae.